Messenger RNA from Symbiodinium natans, 504 nucleotides. Lineage: Eukaryota; Dinophyceae; Suessiales; Symbiodiniaceae. The record is from the annotation of a GenBank genome assembly.
AUGGCUUCUGAAUCGCUGGCGGCGGGGCCUUCCAAGCCGCAUGCCGAGGCGAGGUGUGCUGACCAACUCGAAAGUGGGGAUGUGCCCAGCGACUUGCAGACCUGGCAGCUCAGCGCCGCUCGCGUGCCGCGAGCGCAGCUCAAGGAGGCCCUGGAGGCUGCGGAGACACCACGGUGGCAGCUGCUAGGGGGUGAGCGUGCUCUGGACGCCGAGCUCCGGCGAUGGCAGCCCUCCUCCGACCAGGAGCCGCGGCUGGAAGGUCUUUGGAGGCCGGAUGGCGAGCUCUCUAUGCCGUGUGGCGGUGAAGCAAGCUUCUUCGGAGCCGACGAGGCAGUCCAAGAGGUACUUCUGCUUCGACACGAGCUUCAAACAGCCAGGGGCGAGGUGCGUCGCCUUUGGGCGCAGCUGGCCGCCCGCGACGGCCGCGUCGCGCGCCUCGAAGCAGAGUUGGCGCGAGUUGCACAAUGCCCUCUUUGCGGAAGCCAGACAGAGCUGGCUGCGUGA